GAAGAAGGAAACAAAAGAACAGCCGCCGAUGCAGAUGGAGAUGCCAGCGUCAGAUCCUGUCAAGAAUCUAGAUUUACCGCCGGGAUUCCGGUUUUACCCGACAGAUGAGGAGCUUUUGGUUCAUUAUUUAUGCCGGAAAGCCGCCGGCAAUGAUUUAGCUCUGCAACUUAUCGGCGAAAUCGAUCUUUAUAAGUUCGAUCCAUGGCUUCUUCCAAGCAAAGCUACCUUUGGAGAGAAAGAGUGGUAUUUCUUUAGUCCCAGAGAUCGGAAAUACCCCAACGGUUCUCGGCCGAACAGAGUUGCAGGUUCUGGUUAUUGGAAGGCUACUGGAACCGAUAAAAUUAUUACGACGAAUGGCCGGAAAGUUGGAAUAAAGAAAGCUUUGGUUUUCUAUAUUGGAAAGGCUCCUAAAGGAACCAAGACGAACUGGAUUAUGCAUGAGUAUCGGCUUUCAGAACCAACAAGGAAGAACGGUAGCACUCGAUUGGAUGAUUGGGUUCUGUGCCGGAUAUAUAAGAAAAACUCCAGUACCCAAAAGUCGGUGUCAGGUCUUUGGAAGAAAGAAGAACAGAGCCAUGCUUCGACAUCUUCUUCAUCUUCUCAAUUUGAUGAUGUUCUUCAAUCUCUCCCUGAAAUCGAUGAUCACUUCUUUGAUCUUCCAAGGAUUAGUUCUUUUAAGAAUCUUCAAUUUCAAGAUGAGAAACUCAACAUCCAAAAUCAAAAUCAAAACCCUUGGAAUAAUGGGAAAUUCGAAUGGAACAAUACAGGGGUUGUUAGCUCUUCGCUUCCAACGAAUGAGUUAUACUUUCCAUCUCUUCCUCAGCUUUGUCAAGUGGAGUCUCCAUCGGACAAGCACGAAAGUUCAAUCGAAGAAGAAGUGGAGAGCGGAAUUAGAUCACAGCAACAAGGAAUCGAUAAUUCAAGCUUCUUUCAGCAAAAUUCAAACAUGUUCGCUCAUCCAUUCACCGAUCCACUAGAUCCAUAUGGAUUCAAGUAUUCACUUCAGUCGGCAUCAGGAGACUAUCUAUAUCGGCAAUGAAAUCAAGCAAAACAAAUUCCAGAAAACAAGAAUUCAGAUUUCUAUUGAGAGAAUAGGAAGG
Molecule: messenger RNA, 1100 nt
Organism: Telopea speciosissima
Lineage: Eukaryota; Viridiplantae; Streptophyta; Magnoliopsida; Proteales; Proteaceae
Product: NAC domain-containing protein JA2L
Exons: 3
Coding region: 29-1039 (336 amino acids)
Biological process (GO): regulation of DNA-templated transcription
Molecular function (GO): DNA binding
Source: RefSeq, a predicted model, not a curated record